AUGUCGGUAACGCCUAGUAAUUUGUCCCUCAAUGGGACAAGCUUCUUCGCUGAAAAUCAUAGCAUUAUGGAUAAGCCUAGCAAGCAGAGAACUUUGAAUGUGCUUCUGUUCUGCUUGACUUUUAUCAUUGCAUUCAUAGCACUUCUGGGCAGCAUUUAUUCACUAGUUUCCCUACUGAAAAUGCAAAACAAAACCACGGUUUCAAUGAUUGUGACCUCUUUGUCAGUAGAUGAUUUGAUCAGCAUUGUGCCAGUGAUUAUUUUCAUGCUCACCCAGUGGUCAAGUGAUGUCCUCCCCCAGCCUUUGUGCACCAUCUCAGCCCUUGCGUAUUUAUGCCAGGGCGUUUCUGGCAACCUGAAAGGGUCUCUUAUAGUUUCUUACAACUUCUACACCAUCAACAGAACUGAGACAACGAGCUGCAGCACUCCCAAGCGACGAGUGAGCAUGGUAUGGGCCAUUCUUAUCGUUUGGAUUGUCAGUUUGCUGAUCUGCAUUUUGCCUCUCUGCGGCUGGGGCAAGUACAUCCCCACCUCCUGGGGUUGCUUCACUGACACUGCCAGUUCCUAUGUCUUGUUUUUAUUUGUUGUCUACUUGCUGUGCUUUUGCCUCCUCACAGUGCUGUCUGUUCCUCUAACUUACCAGCUGUUGUGCUCGGAUGAGCAACAGCUGUUACACAUUGAUUACCAGGAGAUCUCUGGAGGCUGCAUCACCCCUGGGACACCUGCAGGCUGCAGUACUGCCACCCCGUCUCUGUCACCAGUGGACCCUGUGGAUAAAACCCUGAAGCAUUUCCAGAACGCGUGUCCAGGCUCGGAGGCAGUUUUUAGGAAAGGUGUGGCUGAGAGCAGUGCACUCGAGCCCGGCUGUGUGAACAGCAUACAGAGCAGGAGCUUCACGGUGGGCUUUGCUCAGAAACGGUUCUCGCUGAUUCUUGCAUUGACAAAAGUCGUUCUCUGGCUUCCAAUGAUGAUACAAAUGGUUGUCCAGCACAUCACUGGCUUUCAGAGCCUUUCUUCUGAGACGCUUAGCUUCCUGCUGACUCUGCUGGGUGCUGCAGUCACCCCAGUAUUUGUCCUGUCAGAACACUGGACCCACCUGCCCUGUGGCUGCAUCAUUAAUUGCAGGAAGAAUUCAUAUGCAGUGUCUUCAGAGGAACUCAACACCAAGCGCGGGGGUUUCGAGUUCAACCUGUCCCGAUCAGGUGGGGCCUUGGCUAUCCCCCUGUGUGCAUUUCAAGGAACUGUGUCUCUUCAGGCACCCACGGGAAAAACGCUCUCUUUAUCUACAUAUGAGGUAAGCACGGAAGGGCAAAAAAUACCCCCCGCCUCAAAGAAAAUUGAAGUGUAUCGAUCUAAAAGUGUCGGUCACGAGCCAAACCUAGAGGAGUCUCCGAAUACAUUUGCUGACACAAGUGUUAAAAUUCAUUUAGAGGUGCUUGAAAUUUGUGACAAUGAAGAGGCCCUGGACACUGUGUCAAUCAUCAGUAAUAUCAGCCAGUCCUCCACACAGGUAAGGUCUCCAUCCUUACGUUAUUCACGGAAAGAAAACAGGUUUGUCUCAUGUGAUUUAGGGGAAACUGCCUCCUACUCCCUCUUCAUACCGUCAAACAAUCCUGACAGCGAUAUUAACAUAUCGAUUCCAGACACUGUUGAAGCUCAUCGGCAGAAUAGUAAAAAGCAAGAUAUGGAAAGAGGUGGUUAUCAGGAAGAAAUUCAGAUGUUGAAUAAAGCGUACAGGAAACGGGAAGAAGAUGGCAACGGCAAUUAA
Molecule: messenger RNA, 1767 nt
Organism: Opisthocomus hoazin
Lineage: Eukaryota; Metazoa; Chordata; Aves; Opisthocomiformes; Opisthocomidae
Source: RefSeq, a predicted model, not a curated record